AUGGACACAUCAAUACUUCUUGUUACAGCACGUUGCCGGCGUUUGGGAGUUUGCUUCGCUGUUCGGUCUUCUUUGAUGGCUCCAAAGCUGUCUUUCAAGCGGGUGGCGUCAACAGAUCGUGACAUCUCGCCGCCUCCAUCAAAGAGGAAGCUGCCAGCGACCACAACCAACAGCGCUGUCGCGAACUUCUUCAAGCCCGCAUCGGAGAAGACACCCGAGAAGAUCACCUUUCACGUUCUCCACGAUACCUUGCUCGUCGGACGUUACGAGAAUGCAAGCACCACACCUCGACCCAAACCGGUGAAGGUCGCGGCCUUCGAUUUUGACGACACAUUGAUCAAGACCAAAUCGGGAAAUGUUUUCGCUAAAGGUGCAGAUGACUGGCAGUGGUGGCACUCGAGCAUACCUGCCAAGCUGAAGCAGCUCAAUGCGGACGGAUAUGCUGUGGUUGUGGUGAGCAACCAAAGUGGCAUCAGCUUGAAGUCCGAUAAGUUGAGCGAGAAGAAGAGUCUUAGCAAUUUCAAAGGCAAGGUCAGAGCAGUAUUCAACAUUCUGCAGCUACCAAUCACAGUCUAUGCAGCGACCGAAAAGGACCUCUUCCGAAAGCCCAGGAGUGGCAUGUGGGAACAAAUGCUGAAGGACUACGGCCUCAACGACCCAGCAGACAUCGAGCGUGACAGCUGUAUCUUCGUUGGAGACGCAGCAGGUCGUGAAGGUGACAAAGCUGCAAAAGUGCGCAAGGAUCACUCGUGUUCGGAUCGUGACUUGGCCGCCAACGUUGGCAUACCUUUCCAGACUCCGGAAGAGUACUGGCUAGGCGAAGACCCAAAGCCCUAUGUCCGAUCAUUCGACCCGAAACCAUACGUUGAAGCAAAGUUGGACACCCACACAGACGUCGACCCGAUCGUCUUCACCAAGAAGCAUGACGUGGAGCUCGUAAUAUUCUGUGGCAGUCCCGGUGCUGGCAAAUCGAGCUUUUUCUGGCGACAUAUGGAACCAUUAGGCUACAAGCGUGUGAACCAGGAUAUCCUCAAGACUAGAGAAAAGUGCAUGAAGGUUGCCACACAGUUGAUCGAGGACAAAAAAGCGGUGGCGGUGGACAACACCAACGCAGAUGUUGAAACGCGGUCAGCGUGGGUGGGACUGGCGGCGAAGCUCAAAGUGCCGAUUCGACUGGUACACUUCACGGCCAAUGUCAAGCUAUGUGAGCACAAUGACACGGUGCGAGCAUUGUCUGAUGGAUUGAUGAAUCCCGAAAAGAGGGUCAUGCUGCCGAGAAUGGCGUUCACCGGAUUCGCGUCCAGAUAUCGUGAACCGAAACUUGAGGAAGGCUUUCAGGACAUUACGAAAGUUGACUUCGUUUUUAGAGGUACAGAUGAGGAGAAGGCGCUGUGGUCGAAGUACUGGAUCAAUUGA
Messenger RNA from Fulvia fulva, 1416 nucleotides. Its product is annotated as Bifunctional polynucleotide phosphatase/kinase. The coding region runs from base 1 to 1416 and encodes 471 amino acids. Gene Ontology annotation, molecular function: double-stranded DNA binding; polynucleotide 3'-phosphatase activity; ATP-dependent polydeoxyribonucleotide 5'-hydroxyl-kinase activity. The record is from RefSeq and is a predicted model, not a curated record. The transcript has 2 exons. Lineage: Eukaryota; Fungi; Ascomycota; Dothideomycetes; Mycosphaerellales; Mycosphaerellaceae. Gene Ontology annotation, biological process: DNA repair.